AUGGUACUUCUGAAGCAGCCGAAUGCGGCACGAAAGCGCGCAAUACAAAAGAUGGAUGAAGAGAACGGCGCGCCACCACCGUACAGCUCACAAGCGCCUGCAGCAGCUGAAGUAACUGCUAUCGGCGAUCUUGACUGGGACGAGGGAAACUUAGAAAUUCCGACGGCGGCGCAGUGUAUUGCGCAUUUGAAACUGUUGCAUGCUUUUGCAAAGUUGAGGAGGGAUGUCGGGAAUUCUGAGGGCUUAUAUGGUAUCGAGUUGGAACGAGUUCGAGACGUAGGGGAUCCUGGCGAUGAGGUUGCGCAAGAACAGGACGUAGGGCCUUUGGCGGAGCGCUUACGAGAUAAGAGAUGGACCAUCUUCCUUACGAAGGCUGUUGACCGCUUCGAAAAGUGGUGGGAAUCUUUGCCGUUCGACUGUGACCUUUUCAGUUCUGCGCUCCAGACGACGCAGUUCAAUUCCUCGAGGCCGCAGGACACCAAUUCGAUAAUUAAAUGGCCAGAGGUAGGAGACGGUAUGGAUGAGUAUUUGCACAAAGUAUUGCCUCCACUGGACAUCUUAAUGGUCUGGCAUACGUACAUGCUGAAUCCGAGGGCGUACCUAGAGGACUGCAUGCGCAUGGGGAAACAUCCUCAGUGGAGGAGUAGCUUCCCAUGGCAGCUGAUAUGCGGAAUUAUCGGCGACUCAUUCGAAUACGAUGCCCCUAGACCAGCCAAAGAGACCUUUGCGAGGCUUAACCCGCAUGCUCCAUGGGAGUGGCAGCAUGAUAUAGGGCACAAGUCCAUCACCUGUCCGAAAUGCUGCAAAGAGCUCUCGGUUCCGUACACACGUCCUCCCACAAGCAACGCCUCGGAAACUAUACGAGUGUACCUUGCAGAGGACUUUGGAUACGCAAGCUCAAGUUUUCAAGAACUUUGUCCGCGAUGUAAUCUGAUAAUCACUCACGAGAAGCUCCGCGUUGGAAAAUUCAUCAAUGAUGCCACCAAGCUCCGCGAACACAAGACUCCACUCCCUGGUACCAUCCUUUCUGCCAGAGGCGUUCCUGAGCUCACGUCAAAUGGAAAAAGAAUCGGAACGCACGAUCCUUUCUUUCCCAAUCGCGUUGUCGAGAGGCUUCACAGAUUUGAACCCGAAACGUUUCGCAACGAUAUGGAGCAGCUCACCGUGGAGUCGAUCAAGCGUGGAUUCAGGAGAUUGAUGGCAAAUAAAUCUGAUAUCCGCUUGAUAAAUUCUAACCAACACAGACCGUUGCACAUAGCCCGAGACAGCAAAAUCGCUGUGCGCAAGAUGCUGAGCCACUACUGGGAUAACUCGAGUCCCUUCGGGCUCGACUUGGUCGGGGCUGUCGUCCGACAAGCAAGCUUCAUCCAGAAAAUGGUGAAGAUAGACUGGCUCCACAGCCCUUCGCUUAUGACAACCAUGCAACGCUCCAUCGUCAAGUAUCACCGCUUUACACGAAUUAUCGCAGAACACAACAACACGGCAGUUCCCACAUUAGACGUAGAUCUCGCGUGGCACACUCACCAGCUCACGCCCAAGGUAUACUACAAAUACACCAUCAGCGAGACGACGAGGUUCAUCAACCACGACGACAAGAUCCCAGGUAAGAAUCUUAACACAGCCUUUAUCCGAACUUCGCAGCUCUACGAGAAGAAGUACGGCACGCCGUACGCCGAGUGCGCAUGUUGGUACUGCGAAUCCACACGCGAGCCUCUCCGUUCCUCUUUCACCAACCGCGUCUUCGGCUUCCCUACAGACAUCAAACGCAUAGCCGACCUGGAUCUCUGCAAAGACGUAGCCUCCGGUCCGCACAUCAGCACGCACAACGCUUUGAUCCCAACGUCUGCGAAACAACGCCGUGCCGAGCUCGAGAAGCUUGAUAGAGAGUACGCGGCGGUGCGCAGAAGGUAUGAGAAGAAGAAGCAGAGUCCUCCGGAGAAAGAACAGGAUACUGUUCUCUAUGGCCCGUAUGGAUAUCCGGUCGUUUAUCCUGCGUAUGUGCCGUACUAUGCUGAGUCGGCGUGCGAGUACUCGGCCAGUGGGCAAAUUAGCGGUGGCGGUUGUGUCGCUGGGACAUGCUGUCCUGGGGCGAGCGUGGGGAACUGUGCGGGUGAAGGGAGGGGAAACGGGACGCCUGCCUGUCAGGCUAGCUGUCUUGGAGGGGGAGUUGGUGAGCGCAGUGGUGGUGGGGAGGCGGUGGUGGAUGCGGAGGAGGCUGUGGUGGUGGAGGAGGGGUUGACAUAUCUAUCGCUACUGAUCAUUCAUUCUCCUUAG
Messenger RNA from Didymosphaeria variabile, 2274 nucleotides. RefSeq lists its product as uncharacterized. Bases 1 to 2274 code for a protein of 757 amino acids. NCBI's taxonomy places the organism in Eukaryota, Fungi, Ascomycota, Dothideomycetes, Pleosporales, Didymosphaeriaceae. The record is from RefSeq and is a predicted model, not a curated record. The transcript has a single exon.